This is a messenger RNA of Xiphophorus hellerii (green swordtail), 7899 nucleotides long. RefSeq names its product protein tyrosine phosphatase receptor type b (gene ptprb). Gene Ontology annotation, molecular function: protein tyrosine phosphatase activity; cadherin binding. The transcript has 40 exons. Lineage: Eukaryota; Metazoa; Chordata; Actinopteri; Cyprinodontiformes; Poeciliidae. Gene Ontology annotation, cellular component: signaling receptor complex. Bases 300 to 6200 code for a protein of 1966 amino acids. The record is from RefSeq and is a predicted model, not a curated record. Gene Ontology annotation, biological process: peptidyl-tyrosine dephosphorylation involved in inactivation of protein kinase activity; angiogenesis.
CAGCGACUCAGUGAGGAAGUCCGUUAGAGUCGACACCUCAGACAGACAGACAGGAAGAGCGAGGCGUAGCGCUGUGGAGAGGAAAGGGUCCAGUCUGAGGAGCUCCAAGUGCAGGAUGGACACCAAAAGUUUCCCUUUGCACAAUUAACUCGAAAUAAGGAAUUACUUUGUUUCGCAGGACACUUUGUGUUUGUUUCCAGCGAAGACGCCAAACAGAGGGAGUAUCAGUCUUUAAAACAUCUCGGACCUCAGGAUUAUGGUGUUGCAUGCUCCGGCUGCGGAUCUGAAGGACGAUCAAAAUGCUGAAAUGUAAAGCUAGAAGUUUCUCCUGCUGCCUGGGGUUCGCCUCGCUGCUGCUGCUGCUGCAGGUUGUGAGCAGUGCAGCUCCCACAGAGCAUCCUGCAUCCUCCGCUCCCUGCAGCAUCUCUGUGUCUGGAUCGGCGUCCGGUCCGAACUCCGUUUCUCUGACUCUGACUACCGCCGGACUGAACUGCUCCUUCUCCGUGGCGUCGCCGGACGUCGGAACAGACUCCUCCGAGUGUCGCACAGUCACAGAGCGUGAGCUGCAGGGGAAUGAAACGGAGCGGCCGCCCGGCGCCGGAGUUUUCACCUGCGCGUUGGAUCACCUGGAGCCUGGAGCCGCCUACCUGCUGCAGGUCCGAUCGCAGACGGACGAUGAGUCGGCCAACGUGACGCUGCACACCAGACCGUCAGCGGUGGUCGGCCUGGCUGUGACCUCCAGGACCUGCAGCAGCCUGGGCCUUUCCUGGCAGGCCGGCCCAGGCAGGACGCAGCGCUUCAGGCUGCAGCUGCGGGAAAAAGCCCAGAUCUCCAAUCAGUCCGAUCUGCUGAAGAAUGAGACUUUAGGAAGCACGACGACGCGGCACACACUCAACGACCUGACUCCGGGGCGCCUGUACGUCGUUACCAUGGUGACGGAGGCCGGCGGCCUGCAGAGCAGCAGGACGGUCGAGGCUCGGACAGCGCCCGCCGCCAUUUCCAACGUCACCUCGGAAAACAACUGCACCAGCCUCCGGUUGUCGUGGCAACGUCCCGAAGGUGACGUGGACGCCAUGGUCGUCACCUUCUUCGACAACGACACGAUAGUGCAGGAAACGACUGAGCCUGGAAACGCCACCGAGGUCGCUGCCUACAAGCUCACCCCCGGCUCGGCCUAUCAGGUGGAAGUGAUGUCAGUCAGCGGCUCUCUGACGAACCAAUCAAAACUCACCGUCAGGACAGCUCCGGCGGCGGCGUCACACCUCCAGCUGUCUCCUUCUUCUGCCGGCCUUCUGCUAACGUGGGCGCCCCCCGCUGGCCGCUGGGAGAACUACAGGGUUUUCCUGUUAGAUGGCGUGCAGCAGCUGGUCGACACCGCACUGGGCCGAGAUGCGGUGAACUUUAGCUUUCCGGGGACAGAACUGACGCCUGGCAGGCGGUACCGAGCCACGCUGAGAGUGGAGAGUGGAGGACUGGCGGGCGAGAGCAGCUGUUAUGGGUCAACGGCUCCCGCUCCGGUGGCAGAUCUCCACAUUCGCCACUCGGAUGAGACGUUGCUCAGCGCCAUGUGGAACCACGCCCCUUCUGGGUCACGUGAUGACUACUUCCUCACCAUUCGCCAUGGUGACACUAUCGUGGACAUGCGCCAGGUGGAGCCGAACAUGAGAGAGUGCACGUUCAACGUGCUCACCCCUGGACGGCGGUACGUCAUCACCGUGACGACGAGGAGUGGGAAUCUGAACACAUCUGUAUCAGUGGAGGGAAGGACAGUUCCGAUGGCGCUGCGUACGAUCAGCCUGAGCAACUCGGGAGUCGACAGCCUUCAGGUGACCUGGAAGAAACCACCAGGAGACGUGGACUCGUACAACCUCACUCUGCUGCGAAACAGUGUUGUUGUCCAGAACCACAGCGUUCCAGCUGGUUCUAACUCUUUGGUUCUGACCAGUUUGACGCCUGGCACCCUCUACAGGCUGCAGGCUGCCACUAUCAGCGGGGAGCUGCAGUCUAAACCAAUCAGUCUGGAGGCUCGAACAGCGCCAGCCGCCGUCUCCAAGGUGACGGUUGCCAACGGUGGCAGGUCAGACGCUCUGUACGUCUCGUGGCUACCUGCGGAUGGCGUGGUGGACAGCUACCUGGUCCAGCUGGAGGACAGGAAGCGGACCGUCCACAUGCUUCCCGUGUCCAGCUCCUCGCCGCCUGAGUGCUCCUUCAACUCGCUGGAGGCCGGACACCUGUAUUCAGUCGUCAUAGUAACCAGGAGCAGCGGAUUGGAGAACACCACUGUGGUCCAGGCUCGAACACAACCGGCGACGGCUGGAAACCCAAAUGCUGUUCACGCUGGAAGAGACGACUACCUCAAGGUGUACUGGCAUCACGCAGCAGGAGAUCUGGACCGCUAUGUGGUUCUGAUCAGCUACAACCACACCAUCCUGCAGAACCAGAGCGUCCCCACCGGACACAACGAGUGCGCCUUCUCGUCUCUGACGCCAGGGCGACUCUACACCGUCACCGUGGAAACAUGGAGCGGCAGCUACGUCAGCAGCAUCUCCACCCAUGGACGAACUCUUCCUGCAGCUGUGAGGAAUCUGUCGGUCAAGAACGCAGGAACAUCAGAGCUGAACGUUACCUGGAGCCCCGCCCUCGGAGACGUCGACCAUUACGAGGUGACUCUGCUCUUUAACGACACCCGGGUUUUCCCUCCCGCCAUGCUGGGCAGCGACGUGCAUCAUCACCUGCUGACCUCUCUGACCCCGGGGCGCCUCUAUAAGAUCAUGUUGUCCACCUUCAGCGGGCCUCUUCAGGUCGCCCAGGUGAUGGAGGGACGGACAGUUCCCAGCGCUGCAAAGAACCUGAGGCUGAUUCCCCAACCCGGCCGGACGGACUCUGGCGCUGGGUUGCUUUUCUCCUGGACAUCGGGACCCGGAGACCUGGACCUGUACAAAGUGUCUCUGUCACCCAUGGAUGGCGUUUCCAUCGACAUUCGUCCCGUCCCCAAACACAUCUCUUCCCUCGACUUUUUAGAUCUGAUCCCAGGCCAGGCUUACCGGGUCUCCAUCCAAUCACAGAGCGGGACGCUGACCAAUAGCAACACAGCGUCUGGCAGAGCAGCUCCAGCAGCGGUCACCGCCCUGCAGGCCGAUAACGGACACACCACCCAUAGCCUGACUGUCAGCUGGGAGCGUCCGGUCGGCGCAUUCGAUGGCUACCGCCUGCAGCUGCUGGACGAAGUGGGAGGCGUGGUGAGGAACCGGUCGGUGGCGGAGGACAGUCAGAGCGAGCAGCUGGAGGGUCUGACCUCUGGGAAGAGGUACCGGGUGAAGCUGGUGACGCUCAGCGGCGGGGUCACAUCGCUGGAGGCGGCCGCAGCAGAAGGACAAACCCGUCCUGCUGCUGUUCAAAACCUGACGAUCGUCAUGGCAAACACAACGUCCCUCAGCUUCUCCUGGCGUCCCUCAGACGGCCAUGUUGAUGCCUACGACCUGUCGCUCUACAGCGUCUCUGAGGCUACGGCCAAUCACAGGAUGCAGCAUCAGCAGACUGCUGGCGAGCCGGUGGACAGGAAGAAGGUGGGUCCAGCUGCAGACGGCUGCGUCUUCUCAGGCCUGAGAGCGGGAAGCCUCUACCGCCUCCUGGUGGUGAGCUGGAGCCACGACCUGAGCAGCGACUCGUCGGUCCUCGCCAGAACCGUCCCGGCUCCGGUGUCGGCUCUGCAGGUCCAGAGUUCUGGACGGAGCGACAGGCUGACGGUCAGCUGGCAGCAUGGAGUGGGAAGCUGCAGCAGCUACCAGGUUCUGCUGUACGACUCGUCCGGAUCCGCUCAGGACGCUCAGAUGCUGGGGGCGGAGCACAGCAGCCACACCUUCCUCGGUCUGACCGCCGGCCGGCUGUAUCGCGCUGAUGUCAUCACUCACAGCGGCGAUCUGACCAAUAGUGUCUCAGGAUUUGGACGAACCUCUCCAGAGCCGCCCAGCCACCUGUCUGUCAGACCUGGCCCGACCAAUCAGUCGGUAGAGCUGCUGUGGUCUGGCCCCGCCUCCGGGGACUAUGACAACUUCAGCCUGCAGUGGGCGCCAGACGACCCGCUGUCCGUCACACAGACGCACCGCAGCAGCCGCAUCGUCAGCGGGAUGUUUCCAGGACGACAGUACAACUUCACCGUGACUACCGUCAGCGGGGGCGGAGCCAAAAGUGGACCUACUGCCAGCAGCCAACCAAUCCAGAAGAGCGUCAGAACAAGUCCAUCUCCUCUGCGGUCCAUCCACUGCUUCCCUCUGUCUUCCUCCGCCCUCUCCUGCUCCUGGACGCCACCGCUCGCUGACUUCGACUCCUACGAGGUCGAAUGCCGUCGCCACGACAACGGGGAGCUGACCUCGACCCUGCGGCUGGCCGGCGGAGUCACCGCGGUAACGCUGGACCAUCUGGACGCGUUCAGGAAGUACGUGGUGACGGUCAGGGUGUCGUCAGCCGGGCAGCCGAGUCCAGCGGCGACUCAGACCGCCAUCACCAUGAUUGACCGUCCCCCCAUCCCGCCGCCCGGCGUUCAUGUCAGCGAGAAGUCGUCCAAAAUGACGUCGUCUUCCAUCUUGUUCCGCUUCAACUGUUCCUGGUUCAGCGACGCUAACGGAGCCAUCAGAUACUUCUCUGUGAUCGUAGCCGAGUCAGACGCCAAUGAAAAUCUGCAGCCGGAACAGCGCCACCCGAUGCCAUCAUAUCGCGAUUACAUCAGCAAUUCCUCUGUCAGAGCGUAUCAGACAUCGUACUUCCCGAGCCGCUGCCCUCAGGACACAGAGAGCGCCGGCGGACAGGUGGUGGAGGUGAAUCUGGGUGCAGGUGGAGAGCGUCUGGGCGGAGCCUGCGAUCAUUACCAUGACGACGACCUGUACCUUGGUUAUGGCGGCUUCUGUGACGGGCCGCUGAAACCUAAAACGUCUUACAGGCUGAGUGUGCGAGCCUUCACCAAACUGUUUGAUGAAAACCACAGAGAAGUGGCCGAGCCGCUCUUCUCAGACACGUAUCUGUCGUCGCCGCUCAGGACGCAUGCAGAGCCUCUAGGGGGCGUGGUGGAGGGCCUGAGCGCCGGGAUGUUUCUCAUCGGCAUGAUGGUGGCCGUCGUCUCCCUGCUGGCCUACAGGCAGCGGCUGCGCAAAGUGGCCGUGCAGGAGAACCCGGUGGUGAGGAUGAGUAUGUGGAAAGAAGUCCCGGCUUCGGGGAUGUAUAUGGGAGUGAGGAGUAACCGGCGGGUCACCAGUCCCGUCAAAGCGUGCCACUUUGAGUCCCAUCUGAACAAACUGCAGGCCGACUCCAACUACCUGCUGUCCGAGGAGUUUGAGGAUCUGAAGGAUGUGGGCCGCAACCAGACGAUGGACGUGGCCAGACUGCCGGAAAACCGCGGGAAGAACCGCUACAACAACAUCCUGCCGUACGACUCCACCCGGGUGAAGCUGUCCUACCUGGAGGACGACCCAUGCUCCGACUACGUCAAUGCUAGCUACAUACCUGGCAACAACUACCGCCGGGAGUACAUCGCCACCCAGGGGCCGCUGCCGGGCACAAAGGACGAUUUCUGGAGGAUGGUGUGGGAGCAUGGCGUGCACAACGUCGUCAUGGUGACGCAGUGUGUGGAGAAGGGACGGGUGAAGUGUGAUCAGUACUGGCCCGCCGACAAGGAGCCGCUGUACUACGGCGAUCUGGUCAUCCAGAUGCUGUCGGAGUCCGUCCUGCCGGAGUGGACCAUCAGAGAGUUCAAGAUCAUCUCGGAGAACAGCUGCAGUUAUCCGCGGAUGCUGCGUCACUUCCACUACACGGUGUGGCCCGACCACGGCGUUCCCGACAGCACCCAGUCCCUGAUCCAGUUCGUCCGGACCGUCCGGGACUACGUGGACCGCUCACCCAGCACUGGCGCCACCGUUGUUCACUGCAGCGCCGGAGUCGGGCGAACCGGGACCUUCAUCGCCUUGGACCGGGUUCUGCAGCAGCUGGACUCCAAGGGAGGCAUCGACCUGUACGGCUGCGUGUUCGACCUGCGGCUGCACCGGCAGCACAUGGUCCAGACUGAGUGUCAGUACGCCUUCCUGCAUCAGUGUGUGAGGGACGUGCUGCGAGCCAGGAAGCACCGCAGCGAGCAGGAGAACCCGCUCUACCCCAUCUACGAGAACUUCAACCCAGAAUACUGCCGCGAUUUCAUCUACAACGGACGUUAACGAGGCGACGGCGCUCAGCCAAUCAGGAGAGAGGAAGCUCACCAUGGAGACGUGUUCAGUAACGGGUUGGACGUUAGCAGCUGAAUAAAAUCUGUUUCUUUGGUCGGGAUCACCAUUUUAACUGUGGUAAAUCACCGUGGAAACCAAACUCAUCAUCAACAGGAUUCAGGUUAAAUGUGCUGUAAAAAAGACAUUUUUUAAUGAUAUAAAACCAGUUUGUCGUUGUUUUUAAACCGAUCGGUUUUAAAAUGCCUUCAAGUUCAGAUUGUCAAUCUGCUAAAAAGCUGUGCUGUAAAUUAUUAUAAUUAUACUUUUAGAGCCACGUAAAAUCAGCUGUUUUAUAUGUUAGCAUACUUUUCAUGAGAGGUCAGAGAAAGCUGUUGCAGCACACUACUGGUCAGCUGGCUGAAACAAGGCUAACAAAAAAAAACUAAAGUUAGCUAGAUACCUGAGCAGAUAGCCUGACUAAUUAUCCAUCUAAUAUCAGCUUGUUUUAAUAUUAUUAGAGCAGUAAAGCAAAAUAUUAUGUGCACAUGAAAACUGUUAACAUUACUGGGUGUUUAUUCUAUUUUUUUUCUUUGCUCAAUUUGCAGGAAUGUUAGAUAUUAAUUUAACUGGAAUGUUUGUUAGAUUUGUGGCAUUACUGUAGCAUUUCCACUCAAAAGACUGUUAGUUUGUGUUGACAUUUAAAAAUACAAAAAUAGAUAUUUAUCAGUAACUUAACGAAUUUGUACAAUUUAUCCGUUAUUUUUUAGUUUUCUCUCCAGAAAACUACCAGUAAUGUUUUAAUCUGAAAAUCUAAACAGGAAACUGUAAAAACUUACAUGUGUUUUACAAGGACUGACACAGGAAGUGGGGUUGAAGCUGACCCAGAGUAGACAGGGUGUGAAGGGGGCGGAGCCUGUGGUAUGACAUCAUAGCUGUCAGCUCCUCUGUGCUGAUUUAUGUUAGUUCCCAACAUGGCCGACGUGACUGUUUGACUCGGUCAAAGCUCAGCUUUACUCUUAUAAACAAGCUUGUUGUUACCAUGGUGAUCUAACCAGGUUAAAAAGACAGAUGGUGACAUCACAGACUGUCCAACACAGAGAAGCUUUGAGACCAGAAUCCGGUUCGGGUUGUUCUGACCCAAUAACCGAACCCUAAUAUGAUCAAUAAUCAAUCCCAAACUAACCUCAUAUUUUCACAAAUUUGUCAGAGAAGCUAAAUUUAAAUCAGAAUGUUGUUAGAAAUGGUUCUGAAGUUGUUUGAGAAAAUAAAUUGCCUAUUUUUCUAUUUUCUCUCCUCAAUAUAAGCUGUUUAUUUAAAGAGAACCUCACACAAUGCUGUAUGUAAAUAUUGAUGUAAUAGUGGUUUUCCACUGCUGGGUUUAUGUUUGUGUUUUCAUGCUAGAUUUUUGCUUCAGACUUUUAACUUUUUGCCUCAGAAAUUAACUGUUUAAAACAUCUUCAGUAAAACGUUCAAACGCCUCAAGUUUCAUCUUAAUAAAUCAGGAAUCGGAUAAAAUGGGUUUUUUAAAUGUGUUUUUUUAUAUAUACAAAUGCCAUUUUAAAUGAUUUUAAAAGUUAUAAAAGCUCCAAAAAUUUGUAAACAAAAUUUAAGGAUUGUAUUUUUAAUAUGAAAUACUGACCUGUUUUUAACCUGCCAUCAGAAACAUGUAAACUUGAUUAUAAAGCUCAUUAAAAUUAGACGCCAUUCCCAA